AGAAUAAUGGAAUGGCGGAAAGUGAAGCUUGUUCUCCUACAGCGUUAAAAACAUUUUUACACAGCUGAGUUUGGAGUUUUGUUCCGAACUUCCUCUGCAUUUCGACACUGGAGACGAUUCACUGGAAUGAAACCUGGUUCCCUGAGCUGAAGAAUGAAGAGUCCCGGUUGCGUUUUUGAGCCGUGUUCCAGAUCAGAGCACUAAGGAAACACUGUUACACUCAGCUGCCUUCUCUGAACGUUGCCAGCAAAAACAAUAAGCAUGGACGAGCACUCCAACUGCCCUAAUGUUAGCAUUCCCUGCCACAAUGAGCAAAGAGACAAGAAGAAACGCUACACUGUUUACAAAGUGAUUGUAAAUGUUGGAAGACAUGAGUGGUUUGUUUUCAGAAGAUACGCAGAAUUUGAUAAACUGUAUAAUACAUUACGAAAACAGUAUCCUGCUUUGAAUUUGAAGAUACCUGCGAAGAGAAUAUUUGGGGACAACUUUGACCCAGAGUUUAUAAAGCAAAGAAAAACAGGCUUACAUGAGUUCAUUCAGAAGAUCGUGUCCCAUCCACAGCUCAGCAGCCACCCUGAUGUCCGAGAUUUUCUUCAGAUGGACAAAUCAAAAAACUUCUCAGAUGCCUCAGAUGAUGAAGAUGAGAGGAAUAACUCUACAUCCAGAAAUAUCAACCUCGGACCAUCUGCAAAUCCCCAUGCAAAACCCACUGACUUUGAUUUUCUAAAAGUGAUCGGAAAAGGGAGUUUUGGAAAGGUUCUACUUGCAAAGAGGAAACGAGAUGGGAAGUGUUACGCAAUCAAAGUCCUGCAGAAAAAGAUCAUUUUAAAAAGAAGAGAGCAAAAACAUAUCAUGGCUGAGCGCAAUGUGCUGCUGAAGAACAUCAAGCACCCAUUUCUAGUAGGAUUGCACUACUCCUUUCAGACGAAAGAUAAAUUGUAUUUUGUCCUGGAUUUCAUCAAUGGGGGAGAACUUUUCUUCCACCUUCAAAAAGAGAGAACAUUUGCUGAGCCCAGAGCAAGGUUCUAUAUUGCUGAGAUGGCGAGUGCUUUAGGCUAUCUGCACUCUCUUAACAUUGUUUACAGGGAUUUGAAACCAGAAAAUAUCCUGUUGGACUACCAAGGACAUAUAGUCUUGACAGAUUUUGGGCUUUGCAAAGAGGGGAUGUCUCAAGCCGACACAACUACUACAUUUUGUGGGACACCUGAGUAUUUGGCUCCGGAGGUCUUAAAAAAACAGCCGUACGAUAACACUGUGGAUUGGUGGUGUCUGGGAUCUGUACUGUACGAGAUGCUCUACGGCCUGCCUCCGUUUUACAGUAGGGACACGCAUGAAAUGUACGACAACAUCCUGCAUAAGGAGCUGUCGAAGCGACUUGGCGUGUCCAUGGCUGCCUGGUCCAUCUUGCAGGCUCUGCUGGAGAAAGACAACACCAGGAGGCUGGGAUACAAAGAUGACUUUAAUGAAAUCAGAAGCCAUGAAUUUUUCGCCUGCAUUAACUGGGACGACCUACUGCAGAAGAAGAUCCCACCUCCAUUUAACCCCAAUGUGGAGUCAGAUUAUGACAUUUCAAACUUCGAUCCCGAGUUCACAGAUGAAAUGGUCACCAGUUCGGUGUGUGUCUCCACAGAUCAUUCCAUUGUCAAUGCCAGUGUCAUGGAGGCUGAUGAUGCUUUUCUGGGCUUUUCCUACGCACCACCUUCAGAUGACUCUUUUCUGUAGAAAAAAAUCACAAGAACACUUCUUUGCCUGUUCUGUUUUAACAAAAGGGAACAAAGCCCACUGGAGGACCUAAAAGGUCGUACUGUUGACAGAAGGACAGACAUAUAUUGAUGCAGGGUUCUUCAGAUCUAUAUUUUUAAACUUCUGACUACAGAUUUCUAUUUUGUAUAGUACUGUUAUUCCUGACAUGCAGCUCAGGAUUAUUUUCUAUGGUGGCAGUUUGUGUCAGGGUUAUGAACUUUAAAACAGUGCCUUUGUUAUACUUCUAACUGUAUAGGUCAGAUAUAUAAUAAUGAACUUGAUUAUUGCUAAUUAUAAACUUAGUGCACUUAUAUUUGUUUAUCCUCAUCCUUAUAUGAAAAAUGUCUUAUGGAUUAGUCUGAGAUAUUUUUUUUUGUUGUUGGAAAACUGCAGGUUUUGCAAAAAUUUGACCAAAGAUGCUGUGUUUUAUAAUAACCUAAUGAUUAAAAGCUAA
This is a messenger RNA of Trichomycterus rosablanca, 2197 nucleotides long. RefSeq names its product serum/glucocorticoid regulated kinase family member 3 (gene sgk3). Gene Ontology annotation, molecular function: protein serine/threonine kinase activity; ATP binding; phosphatidylinositol binding. Bases 262 to 1722 code for a protein of 486 amino acids. Gene Ontology annotation, biological process: protein phosphorylation. The record is from RefSeq and is a predicted model, not a curated record. Lineage: Eukaryota; Metazoa; Chordata; Actinopteri; Siluriformes; Trichomycteridae. The transcript is spliced from 17 exons. Gene Ontology annotation, cellular component: nucleus; cytoplasm.